AUGACUUUGAUUCUUUGGCUUUUUGUUCCUACAGAUCCUUUGGAAGAUAUUAAACAAGAAAAUACCGAUAAACCUAAAGAAAUACCUACAGAAAUACCGAAAACACAUCCGGAACCUCCAAAAGAUAUGACACCUUCAUUAGUAACUAAACAGCCUUUACAAACCCCUUCACAUACAAAAUUGAAAGAAUCACAACCCACGGCAACACAUUCAGCUGAAGUAAAGAAUUACAAAACGUUCAAUUUAACACUUCGAAACGAAACACGAUCACCCGACGGAUUUUCUCGUUAUGUAUAUACGAUAAACAACCAAUUCCCAGGUCCAGAAAUAACCGUGAAUAAAGGAGAUAAUAUCAGAAUCAAUGUAACAAAUUAUAUUGGUCACCCAACAACGAUUCAUGUUCAUGGAAUGAUCCAUAAAGAAGCGGUUUAUAUGGAUGGAGUUCCUUACAUCACGCAAUGUCCAAUCCAAAAUGGAAGCAGCUUUAUUCUUGAUUUCAAGGCCACGCAUCCCGGAACUUAUUGGUAUUAUUCGCAUUACGGAACACAACGUGCGGAUGGAUUAUACGGUGCAUUGAUUGUAAUAGAUCCGGAGGAAUCGAAGCUAUAUAAUUAUGAUGACGAGGAAACAAUUUUAUUAUCAGACUGGUACCAUGACGAAUCCGCUGCAUUAUUAAAAAAAUAUAAAUACAGCAACGCGUCGAUUUCUGAUUUUUUCGAGCCCUUUCCUAAUAGCGGAUUAAUUAAUGGCAAAGGGAUUUUUAACUGUGAGAAUUAUGAGAACGAAUUAAAAAAUAAAGAAAAAUGUAAUUCUGAAGAAUUAAAGAUAAUAGAAUUUAAUUUCGAACCUCAAAAUAAAACUCGUCUUCGGAUUAUAAACACGAGCGCAAUUACAUCAUUUUACUUUUCAAUCGAUGGACAUAUGCUUCAAGUAAUCGAAGUUGAUGGUACUUCUACCGAGACCUCAAACAGAUUCCAUCGUUUGCUGAUUCACGUAGGACAGCGAUAUUCAAUAGUCCCGACUCGUCUACCUCAACACAAUUCAACAUCAAACUUUUACCUUCGUGUCGAGAUCAUCAAGAAAUCAUUUCGUUCAACAACACCUUAUGAUAUGCUUCCAACAGAACUUAACGCAAUAAUCCGUUAUGAUGAUGAGGAUGAUUCAUCACUUCCGUCAACAUCAUCAUGGACAUUACAACAAUCUUCUUCGAUAUUUUCUUUAGUAGAUCUUAAUCCUUUUGAUUUAAAACCACAUUUUCACGAAAAUCUACCACGAAACACGACAUUUUUUCAAUUCGAUUUGAUUAUUGAUAAAAUAGAUGAAUAUAAAUCUAUGAAAUUUAAAAACAAAGGAUUUCAUGAGAAUGACAUUGAACACUUUUAUGGAUCCAUUAAUAGCGUGCAAAGAGGCGCUUCUAUUUAUAACCCAAACAAAACUACCAACACUUUGAGAUUGUUGUUAGAAGGAAAGAUAGUGAAAUUUCCUCUUUAUUGGAACAUUUAUACAUUCAAAAUACAAUCAACUAUUAAUAUCAUUUUAAAAAAUGAUGAUGGUUUUGAUCAUGUAUUCUAUUUGCAUGGUCAUAAAUUCUGGGUAUUGGGACAAGGAGAAGAAUCAAUACCAGAAUAUUCGAAUUUAAAUGAAAUCGAUCCGAUAAAAAGAGAUACCGUAGUCGUUCCAGCAUUUGGGUGGACGCUUAUUAAAUUUAACAUUGACAAUCCUCGAAUAUCUACGUUCAGUAAUCCUAUAGUAUGGCACCAAAACAUCGGUAUGUUGGGUCAAAUAGUUGAAUUCCCCAAACAGAUUAAAAAAUCAAUAAUUCCCCCAAUAGAAUGGUGCAAAUUAUGUAAUGAUGAAAUUAAUUUAAACGUAUGCAAAGAGAAAGAAAUUAAAGACAGUUUAAUCAGUGAUAUUUGGGAUAGGAAUUAA
This is a messenger RNA of Funneliformis caledonium, 1929 nucleotides long. NCBI's taxonomy places the organism in Eukaryota, Fungi, Glomeromycota, Glomeromycetes, Glomerales, Glomeraceae. The record is from the annotation of a GenBank genome assembly.